Penicillium chermesinum is the source of this 285-nucleotide messenger RNA. RefSeq names its product dynein light chain DYN2. NCBI's taxonomy places the organism in Eukaryota, Fungi, Ascomycota, Eurotiomycetes, Eurotiales, Aspergillaceae. Gene Ontology annotation, cellular component: cytoplasmic dynein complex. The transcript is spliced from 7 exons. The record is from RefSeq and is a predicted model, not a curated record. The coding region runs from base 1 to 285 and encodes 94 amino acids. Gene Ontology annotation, biological process: cilium assembly; microtubule-based process. Gene Ontology annotation, molecular function: dynein light intermediate chain binding; dynein intermediate chain binding.
AUGGCUACCGAAAAGAAGGAGAAGCUGGAGGCGCAGAUCAAGUCCGUCGAUAUGACGGAAGAUAUGCAGCAGGAAGCCAUCAACCUUGCUAUCGAAGCCAUGGAAAAAUACCCUAUUGAAAAGGAUAUCGCGCAAUACAUCAAAAAAGAGUUUGAUUCCCGGAAGGGUGCUACCUGGCACUGUGUUGUCGGACGCAACUUUGGCAGCUUCGUCACUCACGAGACCAAGCAUUUCAUCUACUUCUACCUCGGCCACUGCGCGAUCCUCCUUUUCAAGACUCAGUAA